AUUAACUUUCAACUGCAUGUAAGGUAUAUAAACUUGACACACAGCACUGACACAAAAAGCGAUAUUAGGUGUUCAAGAUGAAGAUGAGUCCUCUGCUUGGUGUCGUGCUACUGCUCCUCUGCUCACAGAGCCGUGGGGAGGAUGGACAGACCGUUGUCCAGGAGACCAGUUUCCAGGGGAACAGCGUUGAGGAGACCAGUCCUGUGGAAACAAUUGUCCAGGAAACCAGUAUGCAGGAGAGCAGUGUCCAGGAGAGUGUUGCGGAAGAAAGACACCUUGGCUGUGCUGACUGGGUGGCGACAGAGCUGCGAGAGCUGAGAGAGACUGUGUCUGCCCUGAAGAGACAAGUGGAGGAGGGGAAGGUCACAGAGCAAGUGGCGUUUGGGGCAGCACUUGGCCCUGGUGGACACCGGGGUCCAUUCAACACUGACAUCACUAUCAUCUACCCGAACGUCUUUGCAAAUGCAGGGAACGCCUACAACCCCAGCACCGGUAUCUUCAGUGCACCAGUGAAAGGGGUCUACUACUUCAGCUUCUCAGGCCACAGCUUGUCAUCCAGGCCCAUGGGUCUCCGCCUUAUGAAGAAUGGCCAACAAAUGGUGACAAUGUACAACCAUGUAGCAGGCAACCGCUAUGAGACAGGAACCAACGGCAUGAACCUGCUGCUGGAGGAAGGAGACCAUGUGUAUAUGAGGCUGAGGGCAAACACAUGGAUAAUGGAUAAUGACAACAUGCACAGCACCUUUAUUGGUCAUUUGCUCUUUCCCCUGUGAGACAUGGCUUAUACUCGUGGGCUAAUUAAAUCUUAUUAUUAUUUUUAAAAGUUAGCAUUCAUGGUUCAUUAUUUUGUUUGUAUGUACUGUACAUAUACACAAGCAAUUUUUCUUUCUGACAAUGUGCUCUUUUUGUAACUCAGUAAAUAUCCUGUGUAACUAUUGUUUUAAAUUGAAUGAUGUUUUAACAGUCAUUGUAUUGCAUGCAUUGCUGCCUU
Messenger RNA from Engraulis encrasicolus (European anchovy), 991 nucleotides. Its product is annotated as complement C1q-like protein 2. The record is from RefSeq and is a predicted model, not a curated record. NCBI's taxonomy places the organism in Eukaryota, Metazoa, Chordata, Actinopteri, Clupeiformes, Engraulidae. The transcript is spliced from 3 exons. Gene Ontology annotation, molecular function: protein binding. The coding region runs from base 78 to 773 and encodes 231 amino acids.